UCAAUCAAUCAGUCAAGUGAAUCGGCUGUUGUCAUCGGUCGUGUAUGUUUUGUGAUCCGUGUGGUCGUUAAAUUUUACUAUUAUUGUUUACCAAACUAAAUAAUACAAAUAAAAUUAAAAAAAAAAUUGGAUCCAUUUCCCCGUACGUCAUCUUGCAGUAUGCAAUAGAAAUCAAUCAAUCGACGCGAGUGUCAAGCCAUCGCGGGUGAUCUUUGAAUAGUGAGUGCGUGUUUCAGUUGACCGUGGUGUUUUUUGUUUAUAUUUCUUAUAAAUGGCAUCGUGGUGAUAGUGCACAUCGCCAGACCGCCACCUCAUCUCAGUGACGUUUGGUGGGCGUCCAUGGAUUUGUAGCAGCCGCUUGAGCUUGGUGCUGAUCCAGGAUGAUGGUGGAAACCAUCCUCGAGUCCUCACAGGACUUUGGCAUGUCGAACGGAUCACUGCCACAAUGGAAGCGGGAGCUGUUGCAGCGACGCGCAGCGAGAUCUCGUGUCACCGCACCACCAGUGGCUCCUCCACCGCCGCCGCCGCCGCCCCCACCGCCGCCAGACGAUGAUGAGGACGAGGAGUUGCGCUACGGGCCCGGCAUAGUGAAGCGGCUCAAGUCACGCUACCUCAGCCUGGCAUUGCGUGACGCCCCGCGCCGACGGCCAUCUGUCCUGCGACGCGCAGCCUCCCUGGAACACUUGUUGGAUGAGCGUCCACCACCCACUCCCACGCCGCGGCCCACGCCCAGCUCGCGACCGCCCCGACCGGCGUCGGUGGCCGCACCACCCGUGCCGCGAACGUUUGCCACACGCCGAGACUCCGUGAAACGCGCACGGUCAGUCGACGCCCUCAGCCGGCUCGAGCGCGAUGAGCCUCCUCCACCGUCGCCGUCACCCCCGCCUCCGCUCGCCCCGCGACCUGUACAACCUCGUGCCGCCAGACCACCACGUCGUCCAACGCCUCUACUGCGCGAAACGGAGCGACCGCCACCAGAUCUCGUGCGGUCAACCCUUCGCAAGUUCGAAAGCGCACCGCCGCGGCGCACGCAGCCCGCGGCGCGAGUGUCAGCGGUCCUGCGCGGGCUGGAGCCUCCUCCGCGCACCUCCACACCAGAACCUACGCCGAUAGAAUCACCAGUGCGGUCACCUAGUCCACCGCCACUGGAAUUGUCGGUAACUGAGGAGCCGGAAAAUGGCGUGCCCAUGGUCGGAGCCCGAUUAGUGUCACGAGCGGCGCUAGAGGGCAUAGCUAAAGCCGGUUCUACCACCAGAUACUCGUUUGAGGCGCCUAAAGGAGGGUCACAUCUGCCGCCACUGGCCGCGACAAACACAGUGUUAGUAGGUCGCGCGCGUCGCGUUGGAGUUAUCAGACCAAUGCCGGCUCCGUCGCUUCGUUCUGAAAAUGCAAUCUCACCGGUACCAGUAGAGGAGCCAGCACCUAAAAUAGAGGAAGCCACAAGGCGAGUUCCUUCCCCGUUGCCCGCCGAGAGCGAGCCGCCGGCAGCCGCUCGCGUGGAGAGAAGAGAACCACCGCCAUCAGCAGUAGUGGAGCCAAUACCGCGCGUGGUAUCAGAAUCAGUGCGCUCAGAGUCGCCGCGACCAGUAUGCGCCAGUCCGGAGCUCAGAGCUGCGGAGCUUCCCACGCCGCUGAUAAACGGACACGCUCCUGAGCCAAAAGUGAACUGCAUCGCGUCGCGUAUCGGUGCGGCGGGCAUUGAGCGGCCGUGGAGUGGUUCCGGCGAGAAGAAGCCGACGGAGACCAAAGAGGCGGUGGCGCGUCCGUGGGGCGCGACGCGACGGACCCGCGCGCCCCCGCCCGCCGCCACCUCCGUUGUGUUCAACUUCUCUGACCGCAAGGAGGUGCCCGACUACAUCGAGAACGACGGCCUCAUACUGCGCAACAAGAAGAACAGGAUCAAGCCCGGCGAGCCCGGCGUGGUGGUGCUGCGGCCGGAGGCGCUGGCGCGCGACUCUGGCUCGGAGGACGAGGCGGACUGCGGCCCGCCGUCGCCGUGCGGCGUGCGCUUCGUCAAUGACAACGUGCUUAUCAACGGACGCUCCUCCAUGCCCACCCGCCCCAACAGGGACCGCAUCGCUAAGCUAAAGCUCCAAUUCGACGACUCGCUGACGCGCACGUUCGAGUACCCGUCGGAGACGUCCCUGUGCGAGGAAUCGCCCGCGGCGGCCGCGCCCGCCACACCCGCCGCCGCACCGGCAGCGCUCGCGCCCGCACCCACGCCCGCGCCCGCGCCUGCGCCCGCUGACACGCCGCUCAUGGCGCCGCUCGCCGCUAACACACAUAUAGCAUCGGCGGCGCUGAGUCGGUACACGCCCAGCAAGACGGUCGCCGCCGCCUUCCAGCUCGGCGUCACGCGCGCCGACGCGAGGCCCGACGCGAGGCCCGACGCGAGCGCCGCACAAACUACCGAAGGAACUGAUAAGAGCGCGAGUGAGGCGGGCUCGGCGGAGGCGGCGGAGCCUGCGGAGGCGGGCUCGGCGGAGGCGGGGGACGCGGCGGAGGCGGGGGACGCGCGGCCGUGCGCGGCGCACGCGGCGCGCUCCUGGUCGCAGGCGCGCACGCACCACACCGACCUGCUGUUCUAGUGACAACACCAUGCGUAUGAAUGCAGCGCCACAACAGGAGUAUUAAACGAAGCCAACAAGUUAUUUAUGUUUUGCAUUAAAACGUGCUUCCAUAUGCGUGCAGUCAACAUGUGACCUCGAACGGGUGCAGUCGACCAAGAACGAGUACAGCCGACCACGGACAACAGUCGACUCAACUCACAAUUUGUCAUUUAAGCUUUGUGAUAAAAUUUAAAGCAUUAAGAAAAUGCGUUAACAAAAUUAUUGUAAACCAAAUAAAGCAGGAUGCGUAUAACAUGUAUAGAUAUGUGGCAAAAAUGUUGAGCACAGGCUGGAAGUCGGUAAAAGAAAAAUGUAUUGGUUUUCUUAGAUAAUCGAACUGAAAGACUCCGAAGAGUUGUAGCUCUCUUAACUGAUUGUUGACGAUCGUACGUUGUUAAUUUUUUUUUGUUUGAUGCGCACGCGCACUUGUCACGCCCAGCAUCCCGGCAGGAGCGGUGUGAGGCAAGUUGCAGCAAAGUCGUUGGAUGCAGUGCUGCCAAAUAAAAUGGGCUAAUUUAUAUAACCCAAACUGACACCAUGCUUAUUAAUACCUCUACUUUUAUCGUGCUCAAGAUCCGUGCCUACACAAAAUAACGCAUCGGUGCGUAACCAUGAAACAUACUGUUACGACUAACGUUGACUAUAAUGAAUUAAGUAACGGUUAAUUCUCGCGUGUAGCCAAAUACCAAGUGCCGCCAUGUCAAUAUAAGUUUACAUAGAGAUUAAUUAUUUUCAUGUUAUGUCAAAUUAAUACGAAUUGACCAUUUUAUUUUGGAUGUAUAUACUCGAAACUGUUUGGUGGAAAUAAAACUCUACAAAUUUUGCUCAAGUGGUCUGUGCAGUGUGCAGUACAUAGAUUAAGAAAUACCAAGUCAUAUCUGUAAGUACUUAACGGCUAUUCAACAUGAAACGAACGCUGACUGAUUAGCUGAUAACGACAUCAAUUAACAUUUUGAUAACUUUUAAAAAAUGCAAUGUGAAAAUAAAAUUGUUGUUCGUCUAUGACUGACCAUAGACAAACGGACAUGUCCUAUUGUCUCUGACGCAACAGAGUCAUGUGAUGUAUACUCAUUCCAAAUCAUUCCUAAAUUUUGUACGGCAUUUACCGACAAUUUUUUUACGAUUUUUUACAAGUCUUUACAAAAUUAUAACGUAAAAUGACCGUUUAUAAAGUGCUAGAAUUAGAUUUUGUAUUUUAUAAAGAGACGCUGGUGGUAACUUACGUUUUAUAUAGUGUUAUGUUAUUUGUAAGUAUUACGGCCGCGUGUUUGCUUCUUUAACGACACUGUCAUGCAUAUCACACGACGAGUUAUAGUGGAACUCAUAAGUAUUAGCCUGAGAUUUUAAUUAAAUAGUUCUCGUUAAACUGGCAACACCGGUGAAGCCGUGCCUACGCUAAAUAGUCACAGCGAUGGUACAGCACGUACACUAAUGUUAGAUCCGUCGCACCCGACCAGAGGCACUGACUCGCUGUCCCCAGUCCACGGAGCUUCAAUAUUUUCACAAGGAUUGAACUAGCUGAUUGAAUUUAAACAUGUUUAUCCGAAUGCGCCAAAGUGUUGUAACAUCAACUCAUUUUGGCGUCAUUACAGGCUAAUGAAACUAGAAACGGUCUUCCUAAAUGAUAAUCGUUCCCUACAAAUCUCUUCGUUAAUAUGUACGCGCAUCAAACAUAUUGAUGUUCGCGCGAACAUUUCAAUUACUGCACGAGUGUCGCGAGCGCUGUGUUUGGACGGCCGCGACUGUCGCGCCUUCGGUUGCGGCGGAGUAUAUCGCGUUUGUACGAGACGGUGUCUAAUUAAGCAAGUGCCUAUCAUGUAGUAGCGAGGCUCAAGCAUUUAUUAUCGACUUAUAGUAGCGUAGCUUAUUAGUGUAGCUUGUGUACGUAUCGCUCGGGCACGCUGUAAGAGUGUCAUAUCGUUUGUGUUAUGUUUAUUGUACGCGUCCGACACGUACAUACUGACAUGCGGCGGGUUAAUAUGUUUCUAUUAACUAUUCAUUAUUAGUCCAUCAUAAUGUUUUCUAUAUAUUAUUGUUCAAAUGGUAAAGUUAAAUACCUGAGUAACUUUUUAAAACUGUGUAGACAAAGAACGAUUAAAACGUAGCCUUAGUCAUAAAGUUGCGUUGGGAUGCUCGAGAGGUCAGGAGCUAGUGACUUCACAGCCAACACGUCGCCGAGCUAUGCAAAAGCCAUCUAUAAUUAUUAAAGUAUCAUAAAUCAAGCCAGUAGAUUUAAUUAUUCAAUUGCUUGUGGCUUGACUGACCCGCGGCGCCCUCUCUCAUUGAGCCAAUAGCGCGCGCGCCCGCCGCCGCGCACGCGCAGUACGUACGCGUCGGCGCCGGCCGCCCGGCCGACACUUGCCAAUGCCUAGUUAUAUUGAUCUACGCAAAUAACAUUUAGUUGGUACAGGGGUGGUGACUCACGGCAUGCAAUCUGUUACAGUCGUGUUGCGUUAUAAAGCUGCGUACCCAAUGAGACCCAAUGAACCGAAGUAAGACGAGCCGAGUCCCGUUUAAAAGGUGAUUUCUAGAAAAAUGGAUGAAAUAAUUCCACAAACCAACGCUACUCCCUUUAAACGAACAUUGGAAACGCAGCUCUAGCUAGACCUACUAGAUUCUACGAAAAGCGACUAAAAAGUUGCCGCGAGCUUCCACCCUCAUAGAUUAUAUUAAUUUACAAUAUGCACUGCAGUAGGUAAUUUUAUUAUAAAGUAAACUGAGGUACGAGUCAAUGACCUCAACAUACUAUUAGUAACAUAAAAUUAUAUGAAACCAAUUUAACCAAAACCUUAUAUUAUAGUUCAAACUACGUGUACCGAUGUAUUUAGAAAAAAAACUGCCUAAAAUAUUGUAUGACAAUAAUUUUAGAUUCGCUAGUAUUGUGAUCUCGUUGAUUCGCUCUCAGUUGAAACGGAAUGACAUUUAUUUGUAAAGCGGGCGAGCGCUGGUUAAUUUAGUAGUUUGUAAAUUUGUGAUGUCCUCGUGUAGUAUCGGUACAAAUGGCAAGCAGGCUGUUCUGUUUGUAUUCAUAAUUUUAAGCGUGGGACAGGAGGCGGCACGCGGCGCGAGUCCGGCACGGGUCCGGCACGGCUCCGGCACGCGUCGGCGCACUCUGUGGCAGGCUCGCGCAUGCGCGCCGCUCCCCGGCCUCACUGUAACCGCAACGGAGCUUAGUCAUUGCGCUGCGUGCUACUUUAUUAUCCAUAUUAGCUGUAUUGAUGCUGUAACGGCAAUAAAAAUAUAAUACAAUUA
Messenger RNA from Manduca sexta (tobacco hornworm), 5861 nucleotides. It is a transcript of the gene bif, whose product is annotated as ras-associated and pleckstrin homology domains-containing protein 1. NCBI's taxonomy places the organism in Eukaryota, Metazoa, Arthropoda, Insecta, Lepidoptera, Sphingidae. The transcript has 8 exons. Gene Ontology annotation, biological process: neuronal signal transduction; chemotaxis. Gene Ontology annotation, molecular function: microtubule binding. Bases 381 to 2588 code for a protein of 735 amino acids. The record is from RefSeq and is a predicted model, not a curated record. Gene Ontology annotation, cellular component: rough endoplasmic reticulum membrane; nuclear membrane.